AUGGACCCCUCAGGGAGCCCGUUCAGGAGGGUUAUGGAGACCCGGAGCUACUACAGCCGGCCCGUGGGCUCUCAAUCCAGCGGCUACCGCUCCCAGUCGUGGUCCCGGGCCAGUCCCACGUCCGCUGUGAGCUACAAGCGCAGCGUUAAUGUCCCAGUGUCCCGCGCUCAUAACGUAGAGAGCGGAGACUUCAGCCUGAACGGGGAAUACACGCGCUCCUCGGAGAAGGAGCAGCUCCAGGGGCUCAAUGACCGCUUCGUUGUUUACAUCGACAAGGUGCACUUCCUCGAGCAGCACAACCAGCAACUUGAGGCUGAGAUCCAGGCUCUGCGUGAGCGGCAGGUGUCCCGCACGCAGCUGGGAGAUGCAUACGACCAGGAGCUGAGCGAGCUGCGAAUGGCUCUGGAGCAGGUGCACCGCGACAAGGCGCAGGUGCAUCUGGACUCGGAGCGCCUGGAGGAGGACAUCCAGCGGCUUCGGGAGCGCUUUGAGGACGAAGCCCGGCUCCGGGAUGACACCGAAGCCAUCAUCCGGGUCCUGAGGAAGGACACGAACGACUCAGACCUGCUCAAGGUGGACCUCGAGAAGAAAGUUCAGUCUCUUCAGGAUGAGGUGGCGUUCAUCCGGAAUAACCACGAGGAGGAAGUGCGGGAGCUGCUUGCACAGAUCCAGGAGGCGCAGGUGCGCGUGGAGCGCCGGGAUACGCACAAGGCGGACAUCACCGACGCUCUGCGUGAGAUCCGCUCUGAGCUCGAGGGUCACUCGACACAGAACCUGCAGCACGUAGAGACCUGGUUUACAAGCCGGUAUGCGAAGCUGACCGAGGCUGCGGAACAGAACAAGGAUGCAAUCAAGUCUGCGCGUGAUGAAAUCACAGAAUACCGUCGCCAACUGCAGAGCAAAACUGUGGAGCUGGAGUCCGUGCGUGGUACCAGGGAUUCCCUCGAGCGGCAGCUCAAUGACAUCGAAGACCGCCACAACAGCGACCUGGCAAGUCUCCAGGAAACCAUCCACCAGUUGGACAAUGAGCUCAAAAGCACCAAAUGGGAGAUGGCCCGUCACUUGCGCGAAUACCAGGAUCUGCUCAAUGUCAAGAUGGCCCUGGACAUUGAGAUUGCUGCAUACAGGAAACUUCUGGAAGGUGAAGAGACUCACUUUAGUACAUCCUUCCCAUACCGCCAGAGCAUCUCCAAAACCAAAUCAGAGGCCCCCAGGCUGAAAGUACAGCACAAGUUUGUUGAGGAAAUCAUUGAGGAGACCAGAGUAGAAGAUGAAGACAAAUCUGACAUGGAUGUAGCUUUAGCUGAGAUUGCCCAGGAGCUGUCCGCCACUCUGGACGAAGAAGGCAACGAGGAAGGUGAAGAGGGAGAUGAAGAUGAAACUAUAGCCGCGUCCGAAGCUAACAUCAGCUCCAGCGUUCCAGCCGAGGAAGAGGAAGAUGAGGAGAAAGGAGAGGAUGAAGAUGAGGAGGAAGGUGAGGGAGAAGCAGCUAAAGAAGGAGAGAAGGAAGAUGAAGAUGCUGGAGAGGAUGAUGGAGACAAAGACGCUGAGGAUGAAGAGGGAGGUGAUGAAGGCGAGGAAGAAGGGGGAGAGGAGGGAGACGAUGUAGUGGAGGAGACCGUGCUGUGCUCCAAAGCCUCCGAGUCCAAAGCAUCUCCCGAACAAGAGAAGGAGGGGAGUGGAGGAGAGGAUGACGCAGAGGAAGGUGGAGAUGACCAGAAAGAAGAGGAAGGCGAAGAUGAAAAGGAAUCUAAAAGUGGAGAUGAAAAGGAGGACAAAGACGACAGCAAGGAUGAGAAACAGGAGCAGCCGGUUUCCAAGAGUGAAGCUCCUAAGACGGAAUCAAAAACGUCCAAGUCUGAACCUUCAAAGCCUGAAUCUCCAAAGUCUGAGUCCCCUAAGGCUGAAUCUCCAAAGUCUGAGUCCCCCAAGGCUGAAUCUCCUAAGUCUGAGUCCCCUAAACCUAGUUCUCCCAAGUCUCCAAAACCUAGCAGCCCCAAAGAAAGCUCUCCAAAAUCUGAAUCACCUAAAGCUCAGUCCCCAAAGAAGGAGACUCCACCUAAAGAUGUGAAACCAGAAAAAACUGAUGACAAGAAGGUCGAGAAGAAGGAUGCAGCCAUGAACGGAGACGUCGACAAGAGCAACUCAGAGGAGAAAAAGGACGAAGGCAAAGACGUGAUCUCCAACGGCGUCGACGAGAGCCCAGUGAAAGAUGAUGCAAACCAAAAAGUGGUCAUCACCCAAACGGUUGAGACCAUUACCACUGGAGAAGAUGGCUCCAAGCGUGUCACCAAGUCGGUCACUGUCACAGAGACGGUGAAAGAAGCCGAAGAAGAGGUGCAGGAAAAGGUGGUGGCCACGAAGAAGACAGAAAAACACAGCAGCCAGACCGUCAAGCAGGUGACUGAAGCAGAAUAG
Knipowitschia caucasica is the source of this 2418-nucleotide messenger RNA. The record is from the annotation of a GenBank genome assembly. NCBI's taxonomy places the organism in Eukaryota, Metazoa, Chordata, Actinopteri, Gobiiformes, Gobiidae.